Molecule: messenger RNA, 4387 nt
Organism: Phalacrocorax carbo (great cormorant)
Lineage: Eukaryota; Metazoa; Chordata; Aves; Suliformes; Phalacrocoracidae
Source: RefSeq, a predicted model, not a curated record
CAAGCAUACUGAGACUGGUCCUGCAUCAACAGCAAUCUGCUAGUGAUACUGUUCCUGCAGCACUGGUGUAAGAAGGGUUGAGAUGCCAUGGAGAUACUAUAUUCCCAGCCCUUCCUGGUGACUGAAUCCCCUUCAGCUCUGGCCCUCCGUGUAGUUAAAUGAGCCCAACUCCGCCUUCCCAACCUGUGAGAGAAGGGGAGGAAGGGAAGCGUUGCAAGCCGUUGCUACGGCCCCGCAGCGGCGGGCUGAGCUGCUUCGGUGGCUGCCAUCCCGCUGCAUCAGCGGCUGCACGAAUUUAAUUGAACUUGGAGGAUGAAAUCCAACCUAAUGUAUUUGGUUCCCCCAGUGAGUAGGGACAGAAUAAUCUCCGAGUUUCCCAAGUGGUACACACCUGAGGCCUGUCUGCAGUUCAAAGAGAACUUCCAUGCACAGGUCAGGACUGUUUGUCAGCGGAGCACUGAAACAGCUGGGCUGAAAAUAUCCAAAGUGGUUGUGGUAGGAGACCUGUAUGUUGGGAAGACCAGCCUUAUCAACAGAUUUUGUAAAGAUAACUUUGACCGAGACUAUAAGGCAACCAUUGGAGUGGAUUUUGAAAUCGAACGUUUUGAAAUAAUUGGAAUGCCAUACAAUCUCCAGAUAUGGGACACAGCAGGUCAGGAAAAGUUCAAGUGCAUUGCAUCUGCUUACUACCGAGGAGCAGAGGUUAUAAUUACAGUGUUUGAUCUGGCUGAUAUCCAGACUUUGGAUCACACCAAACAGUGGCUAGAAGAUGUAUUGAGGGAGAAUGAGCCAGAUUCCAGCUUAAUCUUUUUAGUUGGAACAAAAAAAGAUCUGGUGUCAGAUGCUGUGUGUGAAAGGACAGAGCUAGAUGCCAUCCGCUUUGCCAAAGAGAUGCGGGCAGAAUACUGGUCAGUUUCAGCCAAAACAGGGGAAAACGUCAGAGCGUUCUUCUCCCGAGUUGCUGCCUUGACCUUUGAACAGUCCAUGAUAAAGGAGCUGGAGAAAACUGCUGGGCAUGUGGCCCAAAUUGGGGCAGGAAACCUCAUCAAACUGGAAAAGAGCAUGACGGAAAUCCCAGAAGGCAAAACUCAAGCCAGCCUGAGUUGCUGUUAACCGUCAACUGUUUCUGCAAGCGCCAUGCUUCUCUGUAGUCCAGCACAGACCACCUGCAACAAUGAAAGCUCUCAAGCCAGAAACAGUUUUAUUUUUGGAAAUGAGGGAGGAAAAAUACCCCAACUUUCUUUCUGAGUUCCCUUGCUGCUGCAGGCUCGCUUGUGCAGAAUGGUAAAAUUGUUACAUAAACCUUUCUCUGUCUAGUGGAAACAUAAUAUCCUUGUCUUAAUGCAAGAUGACAUUGCUGGUGCCUUGUACUCACCUGUCUGCCAGAAACACUUGUAGUCAAAAGUUACGUAAUUUUGGUGUGGUAUUCUUAGGUAAUUCUCUAGAAGUCUUAGUGAGUUGCGUUCUUAUGGGAGCAGAAAACAAAUGGCAGUUCAGAAUAAAGAGUGCUAUGCAUAUAUUUUUGCCUUUUAAGGUCAUAGUAUAAAAUAACUCUGACUUUCUUUUAUGUAUUCCAAAUAUUUAAAAACUGUUCCAAAAGAAAUCUUUUAAAAUAACAGGUAUGGAGGUACAUGAAUGCAGGCUGUGUAGUUUUCACUGUGGUUUCUCCAUUCAGGAAAAAUCUGUAUUAGUUUUUGUUUUCCACUUGAGAAUCAGAGCCCAGUAUUUAAAUAUUUCCAAGCCUAGGAGAAGUCCAGGUAGGAACUUUGUUGUUUUAUCCCAGCUGUCUAAUAUUUUGAAAAUGUUACCAGGUAAGGAUGCUAUUCUUUUUCCACCCUCUUGAAAAAGAAAGAAUGGUCACAUAGGUACAUAGCAUAGAAAAAUUAGAUUUCAUGUAUUCCAUCUCCCGAAGAGGAUGCAGAAUCCUUCUCUGGAUUAUCUUCAUUAGUAUUGUCUAACCUGCAGUUACACUUUGUGGCAAGAGUAACGACACUUUAAUUUUAUUCUAACUGGGGUCUUUUGUUUGUAGUAACGUGAUAUUGUUCUGGAACCAUACGCGGUCCCAGUCGUGAACUUGUUGAUCCCUGUCUCUGGUAGGAUCUCUGAGCUGGUAAGGUUAGAUUCAGUACCGCUGCUAAACUCCUAGUCCCUCUAUCUACUUUUACUACACGAGAUAAUUUGAUCACUAGAUGCUGGGAGCAGUUUGCUCCACUGCUUAAUAAGAAGCAGUAAUAGAGAAAUAGUUUUGCCAUUUUGUGAAAAGACUUGCAAGUGUAUGUGGGUUUAGAAGGGUGGGAAAAGAUUGAGUUUUCCAAAGCAAACACAUGCUUGUUAAGCCCUAAGGUACUCGCUGUGUGAAGAUGUCAUUACUGAAUGCUUGCAACAGAACCUGCUGUCUGGACACAUUGCUGUGACUUGGGGUGCUGGCUGGAUUGAAAGUGCAUUGCCCCAGUUUUGCCUUUUCAAAUCGCCGUUGUCAUAACCUAGUGCAAUUAGUUCUUUAGAAGUUAGUCAUUAAUGAUGGGUGUUAAUCCAAUAAAUAGGGAGAGAUUAGCUCUGAGUACCACCAAAUUUCAUUGAAGUAAAGCAGCUUUGUAAUGCUCUUCUCUUUGGGUAACGACGACUGAUGCCAAAAGAUACUCCUGUUUUAAGUCAUUCCUGCCGACAAAUGACAUUGCAAGAAACUUCAAUGACAAAUAAUGUUGCCAGAAAUUUCACAAAUACUGACCAAAUAUUUGUUAUAGUAAUUGCAUUAGUAUGAUAGAUUGUGAUAAUGAGGUUUAAAGUGCAAAAGUACAAAAGUACAAAAGAAGUUAAAGGGAAAUACUGGAAAAAUUAGAGGGAAAUAAAAUGAGCGUAUCUCACAGAAUUUUAAUAUUCAGUUCCGAGUAUCUAGUUAGUAAUAUUUCUCAAAAGAUAAAUGAGAUGAUGUAAACCUUUUGCAUUAAACCAUACAAAUUAUUGUCCCUCAAAAUUACUAUAAAUACUCAAACGAAAUAAUUAACAAAGGUAUCAACUGGGACAACAGAAAGACUGCUUUUCUAGAACUCUGUCAGCAGCUUAUAACUCCAUACUUCUGAGAUUCAAAUCCAGCAUUUCAUGCUAUGCUGGCAUAAAAAAAGUUGGAACAUCUUCUGUAAUGCUCUAAAUUUCAUACUGCAACUGGUUUGAACAGAGAGAAAGAAGAAAACUUAUGGAGAGUUUCAAGUUACAGUUUUGUAAGGUGUUAAUUCAGUCAUUACAGAAAGUAUUUGGAAAACUGAUUAUAACAGGACCUUUCAGAUUUGAGCUGCUGAGAAAAUAAAGAUAUUUGUUAUAAAUCUAUGCAUCAAACUAAAGGUAUUCUAGAUUCCCUUCCAUUCCCCCCCCGACUGAUGAUAAAUAGGAAAUAGCAGAAAAAAGAUGACUUAAACAUCCUUUUUAUUACUUCUAUUUUCUUAUGAUGUGAUUUAGAGCAGCUUCAUAGAAUCUGACGACUAGAGAUCUAGGAACUCUUUCUAGUUGGACAAUCUUCCCUUCGGCAAUUGUGCCAACUCUGGCAAAGGUGCAAAUGUGGCAUUUGGUGGAGAAAAUGAAUGUGUGUGGGUACGUAAGGAGUUAUUUAUCCAAAUGUGUAAUAUUUUGACCUUAUGAUGUUCUAUGUAUUUGUUCAUCUCCCAAAUCUGUUUCGCAAAGAUGAUGAAUACACACUCCACUUGCAUCACAUGCCGCACGGAGUUGGUGGCGUAGCCACGGUCGUCAUGUUUACCGAGUUUGAAUGAGAGUAGAAAAGAUGGUUUGCUCUGCUAAAGGAAAUCAUGCUGUUGAGGCUAGGAGCUAGUUUUCAGUGCAGAUGUGUUGGUGUUUACAGCUGCCAAAUGAAUCCAUAACAAAUCUAAGGAAAGAUCAGCAUUCCAGGUUUGGUUCCCCCCCCCCCCCCCCCAAUAUCUGUUUCUUUCGUUGAUGAGCUUGAUUAUUGUACAAAAUCAGAGAUGCAGUCUCUUCAACAAUGCAAUCACGUUGCCUGGAAAGUCAACUGGGACAGUUUUUCCUAGUGAUUCAUAAGUUGCUGGAUGUCAUUACUGGUUUGUAUCUUCUGGAGCUCCAAAGACUUCACGUACAAAUGCAACACUGUCAGUCAUUAACUAUCACUUGACAAUGGUCUGACUCCACUUAUUUUAUGAUGGAUGCUUUGAGACAGGGGUGGUCUGGGCUGGUGGGGUUUGCUUGGCUGGUUUUGGGGGGUGUUUUUUAGCCCCCCUGAUACUUCCCCUGCAAAGAACUCAGUGUUAGUAAUUGAUCAUCUAAAAUGAAUCUUGGAUCAUGCUGCAAAUGAUGAAUUGCUUAGGAAAGCACAAAGGAAACUAACUUUGGUGGAAAAAUAAAUGUAAGUUUGCAAGUUCUUAAA